AUGCCGAAUCGCUCAAAUCGCUCUGCACGACAACCCGUACGAGGGAAUCGGGCACAACUCCACUUACGGCCAGAUGUUCACUACGUCAUUGAAAAAGUACGGUCAGUUGUGUAUCGGGCUGUAUCGGUUACACGACCAGGACAACGCCGAGUCAGUGAAGCGAUACGUGAUCACCAACCCUCCAGCCGAACUUCGGAUAAGGAGCUCCGAUUAUGUGUACGUGCUGGAGCAGUUCGAUCCAGGCCUCGAAUAUGA
Messenger RNA from Cooperia oncophora, 255 nucleotides. The record is from the annotation of a GenBank genome assembly. Lineage: Eukaryota; Metazoa; Nematoda; Chromadorea; Rhabditida; Trichostrongylidae.